Molecule: messenger RNA, 513 nt
Organism: Phalaenopsis equestris
Lineage: Eukaryota; Viridiplantae; Streptophyta; Magnoliopsida; Asparagales; Orchidaceae
Product: rhodanese-like domain-containing protein 8, chloroplastic
Source: RefSeq, a predicted model, not a curated record
AUUGCUGCUUUUGAUUUGUUGUUUGGAGUAGAUAAAGAAAAUACAGACAUACUGAUGUAUUGUACCGGCGGCAUUCGUUGCGAUGUAUAUUCUACAAUUCUCAGGCAAAGGGGCUUCCAGAACUUAUAUACCUUAAGUGGUGGUGUUUCUCAUUAUCUGAAGAGCGAAGGAUCUACUGGAUGGAUCGGAAACCUCUUCGUCUUUGAUUCUCGACUCUCUUUGCCUCCUUCCACCUACAAUUCCAGCUUAAUUACAAAUGUAAGAUCUAAAAUAGCAUCAGAAAGCGAUAGAUUUGCUAGAUGUUACAUCUGCAGAUCCCAAGUGCUGGAACUCAGGCAUAGAAACUGUGCAAAUCUGGACUGUAACAGACUCUUUUUGUCUUGUGGGACCUGUGUAAAGGAGUUCAGGGGUUGCUGCUGCUCUGAUUGCAUCAAAUCGCAUCGAUUGAGGCCUGUUCUUCCGGGCCACAAGAGAUAUCAAAAGUGGCAUCUUUAUCGUGACCGCGAUCUAUAG